AUUGCAACAAGUGGCAGCCGGCCUAGCGAUAGCAAGCCAAGGAAAACAUUUAUAAAAGUGAAACCAACAUGAAAUAUGCCUUCUCAGAAAAGGAAACCUAUGGUCUUGAGCUGCGCAGGGCACAACCAGAUGGAUUUAAGGACAAAGCCUCUUGUAGCAAGGAACCAGGAAAGAAAGUCCUUUAUAUCUCAAAUUUGCUUCAUGAUUAACCAUGCCUCCUGGGGGAAACCUUGUUGCCUUGGAAUAAGAGAAAACCAGCAUGGAAUUAAUGCUUGGGAAGCAUGCAAAACUGUUCAGUAUAACACAGCAGCAAAGAAUGAGUCAAGCUUCACAAAGGAGUCUCUGCCAUCACAAAACACGAAAAUGAUUUCGUCUAUACUCAUUUCACAGAUGAUUGAUGAGAAUAAAUCAAAAGAAAAUAAGGCUCCUUUCCCUAUGAAGUCUGUAAUCACCCAGUCUGAUGCUUACCGCAUGAGCCAAUCUUUGGCUAAUCAUAGUUCAGUCAACAUUAAUAGAGCAUUCAUAUUGCUUCCCAGAAGAUUAGGAAUUCAGAUUUCUUCAGAUGACAAUGUAUUUGGAACAGACUUCCAUACCAAAGAGGAGACGCAGUGUAAGAGUCAGAGGAAAGGUUUUGCUUCCAUCACCAUCACCGCUAGACGAGUCGUUCCACCUUCUCACAGCAUGAUGCAGGUGGAUGCUUCCGACCCUCCUUGUUUUAAAUUCCGAGAAAGAAGUGAGCUGCUAAUGAACACUGCUCCUGCUUCAAAUGUGACUGGGCUAGAUCAGCCCUGCAGACCUUUCCACGCACAAAGAUGUUGUCAAAAUGGAAAUGCCACUGAAAUAAAGGUUUCUGAACCCUGUCCGCAGCCGUGCACGGAACAAUCUGGCUGCACAUCCAGCUCCGAAAAUAAAGAGAACAGAAGGACCCCUCCAAGAAACAGCCACAAAAAACAAGCACCAAUUUCCUUCACUUCAAGCAUUCACUUCAGCAUCUCCCAGCAGUGCCCAAACACAAUAUAUUACAUAGACAAGUCUCUCUCAGUGCCUGUAGAUCAACCACGGACUAAGCACCAAAAAAUGCAUAGGUCAGUCAUGUCUUUCAAUAUAAAUUGCAGUUCCCCCACUUUAACGCCAGAUGGAGUGGAUGGUUUAGCUAAUGGAGAGCUAAUCACAGAAGUACUUAAGACAAAGCUCCCGGAGGAGAGCAAGGCUCCACGCAGAACAAUUUGGAAUGCAGAUCUCAAGGAGAACUACUUGGAUAAAAAACAGACAUUGGAAAAGGAACCGUUAGGGAAUGAAUAUCUCCAGAAUGGUACCUUUCCAUCUGAAACCCUGCCAGUUGUGGAUAGCCUUCAAGGACAUGAUAAUUUAAAGCUAACAAAGAAUAAUGAUGGGAAUUCAAGUGACUAUCACAGUACAUUGUCUCCUCACAUUCCUCAUUGGACUCACGAUGAAGGCACACAAGCAUCCUCUGGAAGCAACAGAAAACAGUGCAUAAGAGACAGACACUAUGAAACAGCACGUGCCUCCUUUCUGGAGCAAUCGUCCAAGAAAGAACUCCUGGUGGAAGGUGGGAUUUCUUUGAAAGAUAAACAUCAACCCAAAGCCACUUCAGAGUCCAAAGAGAGUCACACCCAAAGCUUUCUGAAACCAAAAACAUCUUUUUCUGAUCACGGGUAUCAUAUAAAGGCUUUAUCGAAAAGGGCACUGGGAGAAAAUGAUAUCCACAGACAAGAUCCAUUCCCAAAAGGUGAUUACAAAUUCUGUGGCUUGGCUAUCAAGCUGAAGGAGCAUCAGGAAAGUGAGAUGAACAAGACGAUCGAGAGGGUAACAACCUCCACAGCUCAUGAGCCAGAUGUUACUCAUGAGAAACAUGAAGCCCUCCAGCAGCCAGAGGUCUGCUCUGAGCCUGAGAACAUUCCUGAAAACCCACUGACUCUCAGGGAGGCGCUAGAAGUUCACAAGCCUCACUUUAUUUCCCGCUCACAAGAACGCCUAAAGAAACUCAAACACAUGGUACAGCUGAGGAAAACCCAGCAGGGUGAUGCUUCAAGAAAGAAACAAGGGCCUGCUCUUUCUCGCAAACUUUCCGCGUCUUCCAUUACGAGUAAGAAGAAACAGUAUACAAUUCCUCAUCCUCUCAGUGAUAACCUGUUCAAGCCAAAAGAACGGUUCAUUUCAGAGAAGGAGAUGCACAUGCGAUCGAAAAGGAUUUAUAAUAAUCUGCCUGAAGUGAAGAAGAAACAAGAAGAGAAACAGAAACGGGUAAUCAUACAGAGCAACAGACUGCGUGUUGAAGUGUUCAAAAAGCAAUUGCUGGAUCAGCUUCUUCAAAGAAAUACGGAGUGACUAAAGAUUCCUGGACACGUCAUUUCUUCUUGGACCUUGGAGGCCUUUGAUGAUUUUAAAGCCAUAAAAACUUGAUGUGAUCUUCACUACUUGGAGACUUUAUUCAUUUUAACUCUACAAACAAAGACUUUAGCUUGAUUUGAAUUUUUUUUAAAAAGGAAUAUUCAAAGUAAUUCCGGGGGGGGGGGGGGAGAACCGCUGGAUUAUAUUCUUUCUGGUGGUCAUGGCACAUGGAAAUACAGCUUUAAAAAUGGUUUUAUGCACUUCUUGUUGCGGCAACGCAGUAUUUAUUUUGUACUUUUAAAUUAUAAAGCCAGCUUUUUAUUCAUAGAUGAGGAUUAUAUUGUCACUGCAAAUACAUGAUUCCCAUGUACUCCACUUAGUGAUGGCUUUCAUGUCUAAAACUAGCUCUUUUGAAUGUAAGGAAGAGUGAAUAUUUUUGCUGUGCUAUUUAGCUAAAAUAGCAUUGCUGCCUAACCAUCUGAACUGCAGCAUUAAAUGAAUGCUUAACAUAGUAUCAAGACUGAUAGUUUAAUCAACCACAUUCUUGUUUAUAUAGUGAAGCCAAAUAAGGGGUUACCUGUUAAAAACCAGUCUUUGGGACCUAACUAUUAAUUCUUCUUUUGAAACAUGCUCUUUGCUAAACCAUAUAAUUUUGCCUGGCUUCCCUUGGUUUUAUGUUUUUUUAAAAUGGCACAAACACGGUCAGUGGUUCUGACCAAGAAAAAUGCUUGUGGAAAGAGUGCACAUUUUAAAAUAUCUGUAUUGUUUCCUCCAAAAAUACUUAAAAUUGUCAUUUGUGCAUUCAGAAACAAAGCAAGUUAAGCCUUGUUUUGAAGGCUUAGGAAAGAAUAAAGCCCAAGUAGGAAAAAAUUGUCCAGAUUCUGUCAGUUUUAUUGGGCAGUGUUAAUUUUCAAAGCUAUGAUUACAAAGCAUCAUGCAAUUCAUAUCCUUAUGUCUGUGGGAGAAUACCACCAUGGAUUGUGUUUCCAUACUUGCUUCUGUGUACCAAUUCCAAUUUCACAAUUAAUGUGAUGGAUACUAUCUGGAAAAUGCUACACGCUGCUUCUUUCACAGCAGAUGAAACCGGCUGCGAAUAACCCACAGCUGGCCCUUCCUUGAUCUGUACAUUCAUGAGAGUUCAGUAACAGCUAACUAGGUGGGCAUUUCAGGAAACAGGGAAUUUGGUGGUGGUGGUGGUGGUCCCCCCCGUUAAAUAUCACAUUUGUUCAUUUGUUGUUUAUGGGCCUCAAACUUUAGCUCAGGCAUAAGCAAACUCCAGCCCUCCAGAUGUUUGGGACUACAAUUCCCAUCAUCCCUGACCACUGGUCCUGUUAGCUAGGGAUGAUGGGAACUGUAGUCCCAAAUAUCUGGAGGGCCAGAGUUUGCCUAUGCCUGCUUUAGCUUGUAUCUGUGUGUUUUUUAAAAUAUCCUGAUCCAUUUCUCUGUGUUCUCUCCUCUUUGAACAAUUCCCAGGCCUUUUCCCCCCAGCUGAAACUCACUGGAACUCAGUUCCGGCACCUCUCAGGUGGGCACUAUUGUCAUUAUAAGAGAACAUGGGAGGCGUUUGUGGUGAGUUCUGGCGCCUCUUUUUCUAGAAAAUAGUGUUGAUGAGGUUCUCAGCUCACCUGUAUAAAAUGAACUGUUGUGGUUCCCCAUUUACUAUAAUGGGGAAAUCUAAAAAUAGCUAUCACAUGCUUUUGGCCAAAGUGGAUGAAAUUUGCAGGCGCAGAACCCCUCCAGAGUAGAUUAAGUCUUCCAAAUUGUGGGCAAAAAGGACCAGGACCUUUUUGUGAAUGAAAGUAAAAAGGAUUAACUUUUAUGAUGGUGAUGGAGAGUGGUAGGUUGUCUUUGCUUCUCUUCAUUCCCUAAAAUAAUUAAGAGGUAGCUGAGUGGGAUAUACUUUUGCCUUUACAUUAAAAAAAAAAACUUUGCAGCAUCACCCGCCUUUUCUUAGAAGCUUCAAACUGGACUUAGAUGAGGCUGUCUACAAUUUGUCUACAUAGUUCUGAAGGGCUCUGGGUUUAUGUUUCAUUAAAGCAGAGCAACGUAAAUUUUUAUAUAUAAAACUGAAAUGAAGAUUUUAACUUUAAAAAUAAUAACCCUUCACUCCUGUGCUUUUAACAACAACAAUCUGUUAUGCAGGCCAUAUUUGGGAAAGCUUCACUUCUUGCAGAGCCCAUGGACAGUUCCUCAGCAUUUGAAAAAUGCAGGGUAGGUGAGUUACUGACACACACUGAAGUAUGAUAGGUCACAAUGGAAGGAGGCAGCCCUGAGUUACGUUCCUUAAGGGCUUUAUACCAUAGAGUCAUAGCUUCUAAUUAAUUUCUGCCUCAGGGUUUCAGAAAGCCCGUGCAGACCCUGGAACACCAGUUUCUGGUGUUCUCCCCUUUCAUUUGGUGAACCACUUUCAAUCUUUUCUGUGUAGAGUGCAUCACUGUACAUUUAAGGCUGAACAAGCAGGAAUUAAAGUCUGAAGCCCUUAUGUUAUAGAUUCCAUGUUGUACCAAUGUUCAUAGUUGUUCAAAAAGGAGUAUAGACAGACAAACACAAAAUAUACAGUGUUGCAAUCAUGCAGAAUAUCUGCAUGAAGCAAUGCAGGAGUGUUGGAAGUUUGACUUCCAUUCAGUUGCCAUGUCUCAUUGUGUAUUGAUACUAAAGAACAUAUCAUGAAAAUUUCCUGGUUCAGAAGGUGACAGUUUCUUACCAGAUGGAUUUGGUGAAAGUGUAUUUGGCACAGUUGCAAUGUGCAGUGAGGGGUCUACAAGAAUCCCAAGACUGCGCCUUUGAGGAAGCUGAACUCUGUCAGUGGCAGAUCCCCAACAAAGUUAUAAAAUGUAUGCUUGACCACAUUUUGAUCUGAAUUCAAUAUCUUGGCUUUAACUGCUGCCAUAUAUUACACAGUAAUUAGGAGUACAUAGUUUGACAAGGAAGUAAUAUGUGCAUACAAUUAGCAGUGCCCCUUAUAAAAACUAGCUAUGAAACAAGCCCAGCAUUUCUAUGCAAUUCAAUUUUCUUCUGGAAAAUUACACAAUAUCUUUGUAAACCAGUACACCAGGGACCAGUUGGAGGAGGACCAAGCUAAUGUCAAGAAGCUUUUUUUGUGGUUGCAGAAGCUACCAUCUCAACUGGCUUUUGUUUCAUGGACAGUACU
Zootoca vivipara (common lizard) is the source of this 5503-nucleotide messenger RNA. It is a transcript of the gene C5H10orf90, whose product is annotated as chromosome 5 C10orf90 homolog. Lineage: Eukaryota; Metazoa; Chordata; Lepidosauria; Squamata; Lacertidae. Gene Ontology annotation, molecular function: microtubule binding. Gene Ontology annotation, cellular component: centrosome; centriole; cytosol. Gene Ontology annotation, biological process: regulation of centriole replication. The record is from RefSeq and is a predicted model, not a curated record.